This is a messenger RNA of Paramuricea clavata, 593 nucleotides long. Lineage: Eukaryota; Metazoa; Cnidaria; Anthozoa; Malacalcyonacea; Plexauridae. The record is from the annotation of a GenBank genome assembly.
AUGACAUUGUUACAAUAUAUAAGAAAGGCCAAAGAGAACACACUGAAAAUUAUCGGCCAAUCUCACUGCUACCAAUCCUUUCGAAAGUUUUAGAACGCUGCGUUUUCUUUAACAUCAAAGAUCAUCUGUUCCAGCUGAUCCAGAAACUGCAACAUAGAUUUAUUUCUGGUAAAUCAUGCGUUACUAACCUCUUGGAAGUCCUGGACUACAUCGGCUCGGAAUUAGAUAAUGGCGGUCAAGUAGAUGCUAUUUACUUGGACCUGUCAAAGGCUUUUGACAAAGUCAGUCACUCAAGACUUAAACAAAAGCUGCGUAUGGCUGGAUUUGGCGGCAACCUCAUCCAAUGGUUCGACUCCUGCCUCACGAAUCGCCAACAACGUGUAACUGUACUUGGAGCCACUUCUGCCACCCUCCCACUUACUUCAGGUAUUCCUCAAGGCUCCAUACUUGGUCCUGUCCUCUUUGCCCUGCAUGUCAACGAUCUUCCUGAUGCUGUGAAAUUCAGUCAAGUUGCAAUGUUCGCAGACGACACAAAACUGUUUUCAACCAUCAAAACUAAGAACGACUGCGAACAGACGACAGAUCGGAACUAA